GGACGAGGUAAGGUUAUCUAUAGCUCUACGUACGCUCGUCGAUUUAUUUCAUCAGCUUUCCAUACUCGAGAGCUAUCAACAAUGGCGAUACAAAAUAAGAGUCUAGUGAAUGCAACGUCUUCGACUAACUCUAAUAGUAGCGGCCAGCCGACAUUCAUUAAUCAAUCAUCAAUUGAGCCCCAUGUAGUUGAAGACGACGAGGACGAUGCAAACGAUCCUGAGAUGGUGGAUCCGCAGGACACCAAAGCUAUCGGUUACUUACAGGGCAUUCAUGAUUUUCGAUUUGAAAGUCUAGACCGGUUGGUUCAGAACAACACCGCCAUAUCCGCGACUGCAACCAGGCCCGACAAGCCGUACAAUGAUUACCAGUCUCGAGAGUUGCAUAACGAGCACCAAAGAACCAUCUGGCAACGGAUACGAGAACAAGCCGAAGUAGAUGAUGAUAUACCCACUGCAUUAUUCUCGCCCCCGCGGACAUAUAUUGAAGUUCGCGUAUCGAAAUGGCCUGUCUCGGACCACUACUGCUGCCCCUGCGACAUCGAGGAGGACGAUUGUGAGGUCAUCCGAAUCCGCGCGCCGAAGGAGUCGCCGGAUGGGAUCACGAAAGAUAUGUUCAUUCGGGAGGUGAGCGAUGCAUUAUACCGACGAACUCCGGGAGAAGAUGGAGAUAGCGAGAGUAGCGGUUAUAGGAUAGGAGACGAAGACGAUAGGCCUGUUAUCGAACGCUUCGAUUAUAUGAUGCAAGGCGGCGAGGAUCCCGACGAUGCGGUUCAUAUUAUGGGACAUAUAUUCGCAUUGACGAAGGGCAUUAAGGGCCAUGCGGGGAGGUUUUCCCGUGGCUGCUGACACUCUAGCCCGGAAGUGGUUUGCGAUUAUGAGGUAGUUCCCACUAUAAUUUAGAUCUUGCUAUGUUGAUAGUUCAUAAGUUUAGAAUUCUUUCAAGAUUACUUUUUUUAAUCUCGAGGCUAUUCACGACUUUUUUUUGGCACGGCUAUUGAG
Messenger RNA from Annulohypoxylon maeteangense, 999 nucleotides. RefSeq lists its product as uncharacterized. The record is from RefSeq and is a predicted model, not a curated record. The transcript has a single exon. The coding region runs from base 82 to 846 and encodes 254 amino acids. Lineage: Eukaryota; Fungi; Ascomycota; Sordariomycetes; Xylariales; Hypoxylaceae.